GAGAGGGACAGCACCGGGGAAGGGACAGGGGCACCGGGAGCAGGGACAGCACCGGGGAAGGGACAGGGGCACCGGGAGCAGGACAGCACCGGGGAAGGGACCCCGCUCCGGGAGAGGGACAGGGACACCGGGAGCAGGGACAGCGCAGGGGAAAGGACCCCGCUCCGGGAGCGCGGACAGCGGCACCGCACCUGGGGACAGCACCGGGAGCACCGACACCCGCACUUGGGGACAGCACCGGGAGCACCGACACCCGCACCUGGGGACGGCACCGGGGCUCCGGGAGCACCGACACCCGCACCUGCCCAAGCGGGACCGGGGCAGGGACCGGCACGGGCUGAGCGGUGAUGCGCCGGGGGCUCGGGAAGAAAGUUUGGAGCUCGGGGGGAGCGGCCCGCGGGGGUCGCAGCGGGGCCGCUCCUCGCCCACGUCUCCUGUGACGCGCGGCAGCGCCCGCCCGCCCCGGGCCGGGGGGAGCGGCGGAGAGGCGGAGCGGGGCCGCCCGGCCCUGCCCGCACCUGCCCGGGCGCGCAGCGGGCACCGCGCGGGGCCGCGCCGGGCGGGGAUGCGCAGCCCGCGGCGCCAGGAUGCGGGAGGGGAGCGCGGGCGGCCGUGGCGCGGAGAACCGGACGGGCGCCGAGCCGCCGCUGCACCUGUUCCCCGUGCCCGUGCUCACCGGCAUCACCGUCGCCUGCGUCCUGCUCUUCGUCAUCGGGAUCAUCGGCAACCUCAUGACCAUGCUGGUGGUGUCGCGGUUCCGGGACAUGAGGACCACCACCAACUUCUACCUGUCCAGCAUGGCCUUCUCGGACCUGCUCAUCUUCCUCUGCAUGCCCCUGGACCUCUUCCGCCUGUGGCAGUACCGGCCCUGGAACUUCGGGGACCUCCUCUGCAAGCUCUUCCAGUUCAUCAGCGAGAGCUGCACCUACUCCACCAUCCUCAACAUCACAGCACUCAGCGUGGAGCGGUACGUCGCCAUCUGCUUCCCCCUGCGAGCUAAAGUCAUCAUCACCAAGGGGAAGGUCAAGCUGGUCAUCCUCUUCCUCUGGGCCAUCUCCUUCAUCAGCGCCGGCCCCAUCUUCAUCCUGGUGGGGGUCGAGCAUGAGAACGGCACCAACCCCCUGAGCACCAACGAGUGCCGGGCCACGGAGUACGCCAUCCGCUCGGGGCUGCUCACCAUCAUGGUCUGGACCUCCAGCAUCUUCUUCUUCCUGCCCGUCUUCUGCCUGACCGUGCUCUACAGCCUCAUCGGGAGGAAGCUCUGGAGGAGGAAGAGGAAGAACAUCGGUCCAAACACUGCCAUCAGGGAUAAGAACAACAAGCAAACUGUGAAAAUGUUAGUUGUGGUGGUCUUUGCGUUCAUACUCUGCUGGUUGCCUUUUCACGUAGGACGGUACUUGUUUUCCAAGUCCUUCGAAGCUGGAUCCGUGGAGAUAGCAGUGAUCAGCCAGUACUGCAACCUGGUGUCCUUUGUCCUCUUCUACCUUAGCGCGGCCAUCAACCCCAUCCUCUACAACAUCAUGUCCAGGAAGUACCGCGUGGCCGCCUGCCGCCUGUUCGGGCUGCGGGCGCUGCCCAGGAAGAGCCUCUCCAGCAGCAAGCAGGGCAGCUCCCGGGGCUGGACAGAGCCCAGUGUGGCCACAUGACACCGGGAGCCCCGGGCAGCACCCGCCGAGGCCCCGGGACGGCCACCACGGCACGGGGACAGCGCCAGGCACGGCAAGGCCAACGCGGCGAGCGGCGCUGCGGUCGCCACCCGGACGGGCUGAGAUGCAAUGGA
Molecule: messenger RNA, 1780 nt
Organism: Prinia subflava (tawny-flanked prinia)
Lineage: Eukaryota; Metazoa; Chordata; Aves; Passeriformes; Cisticolidae
Gene: GHSR
Product: growth hormone secretagogue receptor
Exons: 2
Coding region: 588-1646 (352 amino acids)
Biological process (GO): hormone-mediated signaling pathway; G protein-coupled receptor signaling pathway
Cellular component (GO): plasma membrane
Molecular function (GO): growth hormone secretagogue receptor activity
Source: RefSeq, a predicted model, not a curated record